UCGAAUUUCUUGCCCUAUUUCACCUGUGUACUCUCCGCAAGUCAAAAACCUCACUACAGUGGAGCUCCGAUUCUCAAAUUUUCGUCACCCGACUCACCAAAUCCAUCAGAUUUUCCUGCUCUAUCCUCGGAUUUCGUCUUCAAACAACAUUCACACACAGAAGAUCUGUGAUCUGCUCCCGCUGCAAUGGCGACACACUGAUCCCUUAAUCUCUUCAAUGGCGAAUCAUCACAAAGGCAAGUUUUUUUGGCUCUAUUUGCUUUUCCUUUUUGCUUCUCCACCUGCUGUCAGGAUUUUCAUCAACUGUAGCCCAGAUUCAAUCGAACUGCCACCUAUCAAUGAAACCACGGAGGAGUCAAGUGUUUUCGACCGUCAACAAAUUCAAAUACAAAAACUUGAAGAGAUAGUAAAAAAUCUUACUGAAUUAGUGUCUAAAUUAGAAUCACGCCUUUCCGAACCUUCCAAGGUGGAUCACGAUCUCGUGGGUUCAAGCUUAGGUGCUGAAGAGAAAGAGAAGAAUGCUAAAAGAAAGUUUGGUGACAAAAAAUCGGCUAAAGAAGAUGAGGAUGAGGGAUUUGAAGGGAGGAUUAAGGAUGAGGUUCGAGACGGAGAGAAAGGGAGGGCGGUUUCUGUGACAAAGUACAGCCCGUUUUGGUCGGAGAGGUUUCAGUUUGUGUCGGCGGUGAAAUUGGAUUCGGAUGCUACUUGCAUUAACAUUUUGCCGUUCAGGGAUUAUGAGGGGCUGAGUAAGUAUGUGGUAGUGGGGGAUGAGCGGGGGAGGGUGUAUGUGUUUCUGAGGAAUGGAGAUGUGUUGGUUGAAUUUUAUACAUCGUCUGAUUCGCCUAUCACAGCCAUGUUGUCGUAUAUGUCGGUUUCUAAGAAUGAGAGUAUCGUGGUCACCGGGCAUAAGAACGGAGCAAUUUUGGUGCAUAGGGUUUGGGAGGCAUGGAAUGGGGAAGAGUGGAGUUCUCUCUCUAUGGAACAUGUUAGAACUUUUGAUUCAGAAACUGGGGAAGAUGGCUUGGAAAUUACUAUCUUGGAAGUGCAUCAUAUUGGGAGAAUGAGGUAUGUUUUGUCCACGAACAUCGGUGGUGAGAUUAGGGUUUUUAGGGAGAAUGGGUCAGUCUAUGGGUCUGCCAAGCCAAUGAGCAGGCCACUUGCAUUCUUGAAGCAAAGACUUUUGUUUUUGACUGAGAAUGGUGCUGGGUCAUUGGAUUUGAAGACAAUGAAGGUUCGGGAGUCUGAAUGUGAAGGGAUGAACCACUCUAUUGCCAAGAACUAUGUCUUUGAUGCCGCAGAGAGGUCUAAAGCAUAUGGGUUUACUUCAGAUGGUGAGCUGUUCCAUGUGUUUUUGUUGGGAGAUAUUGUGAACUUCAAAUGUAGGGCUAGAUCCAAGAGGAGGUUUGACAUGGAUGAGCCUCUUGCUUUUCAGGCAAUUAAGGGGUAUUUGCUUAUUGUUAAUGAGGAAAAGGUUUUUGUGUACAAUGUCUCGUCACAGCAUUACGCGAGGGUUGGUGGCCCCCGAUUUGUUUUCUCAACAGGUCUAGAUGAGAUUAGAUCAUCAUUUCUAAACUAUCAGGCAAUGGAAGUAGAUGGCCGGAGACGAGUGAUACCCUUAAUAGCCAGCGACCGUGAGAAGCUUGUUAUUCUUGGUCUUGGAGGGGGCUACGUUGGAAUGUAUCGCUCAAAUCUUCCUGUCUUUAAAGGCGAAUUUAAUUCUAUGCUAUGGACCAGUCCUGUAUUGUUCUUCAUUCUAUUUCUCUUUGGGGCAUGGCAAUUUUUUGCCAAGAAGAAGGAGGCACUUAUUUCAUGGGGGCCAGAUGAUCCCUUUGUUUCCACAUCAGCUAUGACUGGAGCUCCAUUGGGAACCAGCUCAGGAGAUAGAGCUUUUCCUGAUUCUUCUUCUAGGAAUGCUGAUAUUAUGGAUCUGAGAGGUGGUGGCCUCAGAGGUCCAUCAAGAAGGUAUGUCUCUCCCCCUCGAUAUCCUAGUGGAGCAGCCAGUUCCUUUAGACCAGGUUCCACUGAUCAUAACUCUAGACCGGCUUCUGUCGAUCCCAAUUUUAGAACAGCUUCAGAGCUGAAAUUUAGGGGUUCAAAUCUAGAGUCUUCUGGUUUCCAAAAGAGAAGAGAGAGUAUGUUUGUAAACAGUCCAGCUGUGGAUGACAGCAAUUGACUUCUAAAAUCAUUUGCAUGAAAGCUUGUAUGCCACGGGUUAGUUAUUCUGAAAAUUUCAUUGUUGGACCCUUAUUUGGCUCUUUAGGCUGUUUGAACUUGCAAUAGUUGUAAUUUUGUAACUUCUAGUUACAUUAAAAACAAAAAAAAGAAGGGAAAAUAAUGGCAAUUUUUUUUGGCAUUUUUGA
Vitis riparia (riverbank grape) is the source of this 2360-nucleotide messenger RNA. RefSeq lists its product as uncharacterized. Lineage: Eukaryota; Viridiplantae; Streptophyta; Magnoliopsida; Vitales; Vitaceae. Gene Ontology annotation, molecular function: protein binding. The coding region runs from base 218 to 2173 and encodes 651 amino acids. The record is from RefSeq and is a predicted model, not a curated record. The transcript has a single exon.